Messenger RNA from Saccostrea echinata, 879 nucleotides. RefSeq lists its product as uncharacterized. Lineage: Eukaryota; Metazoa; Mollusca; Bivalvia; Ostreida; Ostreidae. The record is from RefSeq and is a predicted model, not a curated record. The transcript has a single exon. Gene Ontology annotation, biological process: DNA integration; DNA recombination. Bases 1 to 879 code for a protein of 292 amino acids. Gene Ontology annotation, molecular function: DNA binding.
AUGGCCACCUCAGACAAUACUAAAGCGGCAUACAACAACGGCUACGAUUUAUUUUGUAAGUUCAGGUCCGAGUUUCACCCCCGUAACUCUUGGCCACCAUCGCUGGAGGAAUUGACAAACUUUGUCGCUUUCCUUUCCGUCAAAGGUUACGCAGUUAGCACUGUCAAAACAUAUCUAGCAGCUAUAUCGCAUAAGAUUAAGAUUUCCACCUCAGAAUUACCGGAUUAUACUUCACAUUUUAUUAUUCGAAAAAUGCUAGAGGGAAUGAAGAGAGAAAGACACUCCAAAGAUACACGGUUACCAAUAACGAUUCAACUCCUCUACAAAUUAAUUAAUACAUUACCCAUUGUAUGCACAUCGAGUUACGAGGCGAGCCUAUUUUCCGCGGCUUUUUCGUUGGCCUUUUUUGGUUUUCUUCGAGUCGGGGAAUUUACAGUAGGCCCUAGAAAUUCAAACACAGCAUUACUUAAGAACGAUCUCAUUAUACACGAGUCUUCAUCUUACUUAGAAGUUAACCUUAGGAGGUCAAAGACUGACCAGUACGGCAAAGGAACACAGUUAAUUAUCCCCGCUAUCGGCGGUCCAUAUUGUCCGUUAUUACUCAUGCAGCAUUAUUUACAACAAAGACCGAAUAUUUCUGGUCAAUUAUUUUGUCAUUUCGGUGGUAAACCGCUAACUAGAUAUCAGUUUAAUUCAAUCUUAACUAAAUGCCUCUCGCGUCUCAGUAUAUCUGGAUGCAACUAUAAAUCACAUUCCUUUAGAAUUGGAGCAGCUACAUACUUCCAUUCUCAGGGCGUUGAUGACGAAAUAAUUAGAUUGUUAGGAAGGUGGAAGUCAGAUUGUUAUCGCUUAUAUAUUAGGAUCCCGGCAGUCAAAUAG